Messenger RNA from Apis dorsata (giant honeybee), 672 nucleotides. It is a transcript of the gene Sem1, whose product is annotated as 26S proteasome complex subunit SEM1. The transcript has 4 exons. Gene Ontology annotation, biological process: mRNA export from nucleus; proteasome assembly; double-strand break repair via homologous recombination. The record is from RefSeq and is a predicted model, not a curated record. Lineage: Eukaryota; Metazoa; Arthropoda; Insecta; Hymenoptera; Apidae. Gene Ontology annotation, cellular component: proteasome complex; proteasome regulatory particle, lid subcomplex. Bases 154 to 384 code for a protein of 76 amino acids.
AAAAGAUAUUAUACUUGCGUCAUAAAUAUUGUGUAUCCAUGGUAGAUAAAUUUAUUGUAUGUAUCUUCAAUAUUAACAAGAAAAAUCUAGAAAAUUCAAAUACAUUUUACCCCAUAAAACAUUAUUGUGCGAUCUGUGUUAAUUCACUUCACGAUGUCAGAAAGUAAAAACGAUAAAUCAAAAAUUGAUUUAGGAUUAUUAGAAGAGGAUGAUGAAUUUGAAGAAUUCCCUGCAGAAGAUUGGACUGCAGUAGAUGAAGACAAUGAGGAUAUCAGUGUUUGGGAAGAUAACUGGGAUGAUGAUGAUGUAGAAGACGACUUUAAUCAGCAAUUAAGAGCACAAUUAGAGAAACAAAAGGCUCAAAACAAAGGAAAGGAAUCAUAAUGAAAUUAUAAAUUAAAUAUUAUUAUUCAUAAAUAUAUAUUAACUUAUUAAGAUUUCAUAUACAUUUAAAUUUCAUUUGAUAUAUAUUGAUAGACUUUUAUUAAUUGAGAAAUAUAAUAAUUUUUCAUAAAUAUUUGUACAAAACUUAAACAUUAAAUAUAAAUGUACAAUUUAAAUGCAUAUAGUACCUAAUAUACAUGAAGUAUAUCAUACAACUCAUAAGAGUCUUGUAUUAAUGAAAAAAAUACUUGGCAUCUUUAGUAUAAAUAUGUAAUCAGGUACACAGUC